AUGGGCCAAGGAGGCAGCGACGGCGGUGGCGGUGGCGGCGGUGGCUGGAGAAAGAGGCGGAGGAGGAUGGAAGAAGGAGGCGGUGGCGGACGGAGGCUGGUCCCGGGCGCGCCUGUGCUGCUGGUUCUCUGCGGACUCCUGGAGGCGUCCGGGGGCGGUCGAGUGCUCCCUCCGCUCAGUGACGACAUCCCCUUCCGAGUCAACUGGCCCGGCACCGAAUUCUCCCUGCCUACUGCUGGUGUUUUCUAUAAAGAAGAGAAUUAUGUCAUCAUGACAACAGUAGAUAAAGAAAGAUAUAAAUGCAUACUCCCCCUCGUAGCAAGUGGAGAUGAGGAAGAAGAUAAGGACUAUAAAGGCCCUACUCCAGGUGAAUUAUUGGAACCACUGUUUAAACAAAGCAGUUGUUCAUACAGGAUUGAGUCUUAUUGGACUUAUGAAGUAUGUCAUGGAAAACACAUUCGGCAGUACCAUGAAGAAAAAGAAACUGGUCAGAAAAUAAAUAUUCAGGAGUACUUCCUUGGAAACAAGAUAAAAAAGAAUACAGUGACUGAAACAGAAAAAGAAGAAAAGGAAAAUGAAAUAUUCAAAGAGAAUUCAAAGGAGAUUCCGACUAAAAAUAUUGAAGGUCAGAUGACUCCCUACUAUGCUGUGUGGAUGGGAAAUGGUACCCCUUGUAGCUUGAGACAGAACCUCCCCAGAUCAAGUAUGGUGAUGUACAUCUGUCAUCCUGAAGCAAAACAUGAAAUUCUUUCAGUAGCUGAAGUUACUACUUGUGAAUAUGAAGUUGUCAUAUUGACACCUCUGCUGUGCAAUCAUCCUAAAUAUAGGUUCAGAUCUUCCCCAGUGAAUGACAUAUUUUGCCAAUCACUCCCAGGAUCACCCCUUAAGCCUCACAAUCUGGUGCAGUUGGAACAGCAACAAGAAGUAAUGAAGAUCCCUUUUAGAAGAAUUAAAGAGGAAGAAGUGCAUUCUGGUAAAGAAGACAAAUUUACCUUCGUCCCAAAACCAGUUGCUCUUGGCACUCAUCAACUACUCACUGUUGGGACAACGCACAUCUCCAAACUGACUGAUGACCAACUUAUAAAGGAAUUUCUUAGUGGCUCUUAUUGUUUUCAUGGGGGUGUAGGUUGGUGGAAAUACGAAUUUUGUUAUGGUAAACAUGUACAUCAGUACCAUGAGGAUAAGGAAGUUGGAAAAACAUCUGUGAUUGUGGGAACAUGGAACAAAGAAGAGCAUAUUGAAUGGGCAAAGAAGAAUACUGCCAGAGCCUAUCAUCUCCGUGACGAUGGUACACAAAUAGUUAGGAUGGUAUCACAUUUUUAUGGAAAUGGAGAUAUUUGUGAUAUAACUGACAAACCAAGACAGGUCACUGUAAAACUAAAAUGUAAAGAAUCAGAAUCACCUCAUGCUGUUACUGUUUAUAUGUUAGAGCCUCAUACCUGCCAAUACAUUCUUGGGGUAGAAUCUCCAGUAAUCUGUAAAAUUUUAGACACAGCUGAUGAAAAUGGACUACUUUCUGUUCCCAGUUAAAAGACUAGUGAAGUCAGAAGAAUGAAGAUUAUUAAAAAUCAUCACAAUUUCUACUUUACAUGGCCAACGAAUGGCCACAUUAGAGAGUUCCUAUCCAAUGGAACAUGACAGGACUAUUUAAGGGGACUCUUUGAACCACUUUGUGAAUAUAUAUGUGUAUAUAAGAGGUUAUUGAUAAACUUUUAAAGCAGACAGUUUUGUCUUACUCAUUUCAUUUGUGUUGUGAAUUAGAAGUUUUGUGAAAUACGUGUUUUUUUUCCCUUGCUGAGGUAAUGAAUCUUGCCCAAGAAAAUUAAGUGUCAUAACCAUUGCUCUAUGCAAGUUUUUUAACUGAAUAAUUAAGCUGGCCUUGUUAAUGCCAGCUCUGUUUAGGAAAGUGAACACAUGGAUGGCUGAAGGUAACUUUACCUAUUUUUAUAAUCUUCAAAAAAAUACAGAUUUGCAAGCAGUGACUUCUUCCUGUGACCUAUUAUUAUUGCUUAUUUUUUCAGUUUGUAUUAAUGUGGUUGGUUCUUCCCCAUAGGUUUUCAAGGAUUCUGCUAUAUUUCCUAUUGUUUUAAUCUAAUAAUUGUAUGUACAUUAUUUUGACUCUUGUACUUGAUUCUUAUAAGCUGUCUAGUUCCAGAUUCUGGGAUUGUAGCUAUAAAGCCAGAAGUGACUUCAGCCACCUUCUAGUCCAAGCCCCUUGUUUUAUAGAUGAAGACACUGUAAUCUGUAUAAGGUCACAUAAGUAGGACACAUCAGAGGCAAGAUUUGAACCCAAUCCUUUCUCCAGAACCAAUGCAAUUUUGCAGUAUCAUUUUAUUCCUUAAUAAAAAUAUUCACAGCCA
Molecule: messenger RNA, 2360 nt
Organism: Monodelphis domestica (gray short-tailed opossum)
Lineage: Eukaryota; Metazoa; Chordata; Mammalia; Didelphimorphia; Didelphidae
Gene: ERLEC1
Product: endoplasmic reticulum lectin 1
Biological process (GO): endoplasmic reticulum unfolded protein response; ERAD pathway; retrograde protein transport, ER to cytosol
Cellular component (GO): endoplasmic reticulum lumen
Source: RefSeq, a predicted model, not a curated record